Messenger RNA from Patella vulgata (common limpet), 2797 nucleotides. Its product is annotated as 3-hydroxyacyl-CoA dehydrogenase type-2. Gene Ontology annotation, biological process: estrogen metabolic process; androgen metabolic process; fatty acid metabolic process. Lineage: Eukaryota; Metazoa; Mollusca; Gastropoda; Patellidae. Bases 58 to 837 code for a protein of 259 amino acids. The record is from RefSeq and is a predicted model, not a curated record. Gene Ontology annotation, molecular function: estradiol 17-beta-dehydrogenase [NAD(P)+] activity. The transcript is spliced from 5 exons. Gene Ontology annotation, cellular component: mitochondrion.
UAUUUCAACAUUAAUUUUGAUUGGUGCAAUUUAGACCUUGACCAUCAUAAUACAAGCAUGGCUUCUAUCACUUCGUUGAAGGGUUUGGUUGGUUUAGUGACAGGUGGAGCAUCAGGUCUAGGUAGAGCAACAGCUGAACGAUUGGUAAGACAAGGUGGAAAGGUUGUUCUCUGUGAUCUACCUACAUCAAGUGGUGAAGCAGUAGCCAAGGAACUUGGUCCUGAUUGUGUUUUUGCACCUACAGAUGUAACAUCAGAAAAAGAUGUGCAGAAUGCACUAUCUCUUGCAAAAGAUAAAUUUGGAAGACUAGAUACAGCUGUAAAUUGUGCUGGUAUUGGUGUUGCAUUUAAAGUUUACAAUUUUAAUAAAAAACUACCCCAUGCUUUAGAUAGUUUCCAAAACGUUCUAACAGUAAAUACUGUAGGAACAUUUAAUGUGAUACGUUUAGCUGUUGGAUUGAUUGGAGAGAAUAAACCAAAUGAAGAUGGACAGAGAGGUGUGGUUAUUAAUACAGCUAGUGUAGCUGCUUAUGACGGACAGAUGGGUCAAGUUGCAUAUUCAGCUAGUAAAGGGGCCAUUGUUGGUAUGACCUUACCAUUAGCUCGAGAUUUAGCUUCACAAGGAAUUAGAGUUGUUACAGUUGCUCCAGGAUUAUUCAAAACACCUCUAUUAGCUAGCUUACCAGAAAAAAUUAUCAAACAUCUUUCUCUCAGCAUACCAUUUCCUUCUCGACUUGGCCAUCCUGACGAGUAUGCCCAUAUGGUACAAUCUAUUAUAGAAAACCCAUUAUUAAAUGGUGAAGUUAUACGUCUUGAUGGUGCUAUUAGGAUGGUUUGAUGAGUGACAAUAAAACAAUAAUUGUGGCAAUCAGUUUGUAGAAUUUGAACAAGCUUUGGUAACAUUCAGUCUAGAGACGUGAUUCGUGAUUCGUAUGGUCAUAUCCUUAUUUUAAAAUUGUGGAUCAAAGAACUUGUGUAUGUCUUAUUCUACGUUUAUUUUGCACGAAAGAAAAGAAACAAUAAUGAAUACCUACUAUAAUUAUUGUAGUGUGGAUAAUAAUUUGUUUACACUCAAAUAUACAAUACAACAAGAUAUUAAUAUAUGCAACUGAAGUUGGAAACAAAAUAAAUUCUAGUUGAUUUAGGAUUAUUCUUAAUGAUGUCAGGUGUCAAUAAACAGAGUUGUAUGUAACAUAUAUGCUUUAGAGAAAUAUUAUUAGAGAAAAAAUAGUUUGUAAAAAAUAAAUGAAUUUAUAUAUUUUUUUUUCUACAUUUGUUAUUACUAGUCCAUCAGUAAAUGUUAACGAUAGUAUCGCAGAUUAAAUAUUACCAAUAUUACUGGUAGUUUCAAGUAGUACAAAUUGGGUUAAAGCAAGAUGUAGGUGAAGUAAUGACUUUAAUAGGUAAAUGGAUUUAUAAUGAAGACAAUGUGCUGCUCUGACUUUUGUAUUUUCUCACUUUUCUCAUCUAGUGGCAAUCACUUGGUUUCAAUUUAUCUGGUACUAAUUGUGUUUUUGUGGUACUGUCAUACAUAUUUUAUUAUAUAAUGUUGUAAAAUUUUGUCGACUCAUUCCCAUUGAACAUUUGUUGUCUCUCCCCAUAGAAUUCAAGUUCCUGUGACAACCAUAAUUAAUAUUGCUUUAUAAAGUAUGAUACUAUGUAACGGUAAAUCUUGAAUCACAGUUUAGUUGACGGAAUUCCAAUGGUAGCUCAGUGGCGUGCCUAUACAUACAGGUUAUACUGAAAGAUUGUGACAUAUAUGCAUGUCACAUGUCAUCAGUAACCUUCGCAUUAAGAGGGGAGUUGGAUGGCUGAAUGGUUAGCAUGCGCGCACUGUAUCAUAAAGUCUGUCAUUGAGUCGACUGGGGUGGUUUCGAAUCCCCUGUUGUAUGUGACAAGGAGUAGGGUCGCCUGUCCAACCUCGUGGGUUUUCUCCAGGUCCUCUGGUUUCCUCCCAUUGCUAAAGACCCCUAUGCGCAAGCGAAUUAUUGAAAUAAAAUUAAACCAUAUGUUAGUCCCGAAAUGACCUAGUUUGUGUCGAGUGGACGUUAAACCCCAUCUCUCUCUCUCUCUCUCAUUAAGAAGCUUGAGCAUGCCAGAAAAAACAUGACAGUUUAUCAGGACAUUUGUUCUGUUCGAGGUAUUUACAGGGACCAUCACAUUCGACAAAUAAAUGUUCAAUGAAAACAUCAAAUAUAACAUUCUAAAUAUUUGUUUAAAAAUCUACCUGGGAUUCAUAGAUUCACAAUCCAUACUGAGAUGUUGUCAUGCAGUUAUUUCGUCCUGAAUGAAUUCUAACACUAUCACUGAUAAUAUUUUUAUAAGCGGAAUACCAUAUAUGUAUAGAAAAGCAUUUUGUAUGGAAGUUUACUUAAGUACAUGAACAUUGGGUAUAUCUCCAUGAAUGAAAAAUAUAAAGAGGAUGCUCGAUUGUCAGUCCGGAACGUUCCGAAUUGCGGAAUUGCAAUCGAGUGACGUGGAAUUCAGUCCUGUCACAGUUCUGUCAGUCCCGACAAAGGAGGUGGUGAGAGUAGAAUCGUGACGUAAUUAAACCUAAUGAACAUGUUUCAGCUGUCAUGAUUGGUUGAGAUAUUUUCUCAUGCAGUCAAUGCAUGCAGUCUAGCCCAAAUUCCCAUUUUCACUCGAUUGUCACUAUUUUUGGGUUUGACAGAAUUCAAUUGCGGAACGUUCAAUCGAGCAACCCCUAUAUGUCUUUCAUUAGAGUUGCCCCCCUUCAAUAGGCAAGGCUGCUUUCCAAAAUCCAAAAUGUUUGGCCAUAAAAAUAAUCUGUACUGUGA